Molecule: messenger RNA, 4670 nt
Organism: Erpetoichthys calabaricus (reedfish)
Lineage: Eukaryota; Metazoa; Chordata; Cladistia; Polypteriformes; Polypteridae
Gene: adamts6
Product: ADAM metallopeptidase with thrombospondin type 1 motif, 6
Exons: 25
Coding region: 799-4155 (1118 amino acids)
Biological process (GO): extracellular matrix organization; proteolysis
Cellular component (GO): extracellular matrix
Molecular function (GO): metalloendopeptidase activity
Source: RefSeq, a predicted model, not a curated record
UAGGCCGGUACGAUAAUGAAGGCGGCCGCGGCACUGUCUUGCAUGCUUUCUUACAAUGUACUUUAAUACUGUAUUAAAGUUUGGGGUAAUUCUUUUUUUUUCCAUGGACAAGACUAUACAAGCGACUUACUUUGUGAUGGUUGUCUAUUUUUUGAUUCUGAAACUCAGCUUCUAGUUAUUAAGGGAGGGAGGAAAACAAUAUUAAAAUAAUCUGAUUCAAUUUAUUACUGAACUGAUGGAAUUACAUUGCUGCCAAGAUAGCAACUCAUGUCUAUAGACCCAUCUGUCUCCCUGCCGUCCCCAUUUUUUUCUGGGGAAAAAAGCAAAUUUCUGAAUUCCUCAGGUCUGCAACAAAUUUACCCUGAUAAAUUUAAGACGAGAGGAGUAAAAAGGGAAGAAAAGCAGUGAAACGGUUCGGGACCUCAUAUGCUGACAGACCCCAUUGUCUGUGGACGUCUACAGUGCAAGUCGUGACAAUGAAGAUGAAAGCGGUGCAUAAAUGGAUAAGCAAAAACAGACCUCCAGUGUAGAUCUACUGCUUUGCCUUUAUUUGAAGAAAUUUUCUGGAGCAGUGCUUGCUUUCUACAGCAAGGAAAUGAAUCCAAAUGCAGAAGAAAUCAGAAACUCCUGGGAGGGACCAAUUUGAAAUUAAUUUGGACAACGUGGAUAAUAAGCAGAAGAAUACUCUGAAAGAAGUGUCAAAAAAGGCACUUUAUAAUGCAAUAUUCGAGAAAAGAAAGUUGUUAGCUGUUUAGCUCAAUGCUAACCCCCCUACCCCCGGUAGACUGUUUCUAAAUUAUGGAAAUUUUGUGGAAGACGUUGACUUGGAUGUUGAGCCUUGUCAUGGCUGCUUCUGAAUUUCAAAGCAACAAUAGAAUUUCUCAUAUUUCACAAGAGGAAUUCCUUUCGUACCUUGAGCACUACCAGCUCACGGUUCCUAUGCAAGUGGAUCAAAAUGGAGACUUCAUGAGCUAUACUGUGAAACACAACAGACACUUGCGACGGAAGAGAAGUAUAGAUCCUGUUGACCAAGAUAUCUCAGAAUCUAGGUUGUUUUACAAACUCUCUGCCUAUGGAAGGCACUUUUAUUUAAAUCUGACACUGAACACUCAUUUGGUGUCUAAACAUUUUACUGUAGAAUAUUGGGAUAAAGAUGGACCAGAAUGGAGACAUGAUUUUAUAGAUUAUUGCCAUUAUAUUGGAUACCUUCAGGAUCAACAUAGCACAACAAAUGUAGCUUUAAGUAAUUGUAAUGGCUUGCAUGGUGUUAUUACAACAGAAGAAGAACAGUACUUUAUUGAGCCACUGAAGAAUAUAGGAUCACAGAAUGCCAGUAGUUUAAGAUUUGAAGAAGGACAGCCACAUGUUAUUUAUAAAAAAUCUUCUGUCCCAUACCAAUUGAAGAAUGAUGAAUCCAACUGUGGAGUUACAGAUCUUACAAGACAUCCAGAUCCACUGUGGAUGAAACAACAUUCAGCCAAUACCAUUUCUUCAAUGUUCAACUCCUCCAGUUUGUUCCGUCGCCAUAAGAGAUCAGUUAGUUCAGAGCGCUUUGUGGAAACUUUAGUUGUUGCUGACAAAAUGAUGGUUGGGUACCAUGGCCGCAAGGACAUUGAACACUACAUUUUAUCUGUAAUGAAUAUUGUUGCCAAACUUUACCAUGAUUCCAGUCUAGGAAAUGUUGUGAACAUUAUUGUGACUCGCCUGAUAAUUCUAACAGAGGACCAGCCAAACCUGGAGAUAAACCAUCAUGCAGACAAAUCCCUUGACAGCUUCUGCAAAUGGCAGAAAUCAAUCCUCUCUCAUCAAAGUGAUGGAAACACCAUUCCAGAAAAUGGGAUUGCUCACCAUGAUAAUGCUGUUUUAAUUACCAGAUAUGACAUCUGCACAUACAAAAAUAAACCCUGUGGAACUCUAGGCUUGGCCUCUGUGGCAGGAAUGUGUGAGCCUGAGAGAAGCUGCAGUAUUAAUGAAGACAUUGGGCUGGGCUCAGCUUUCACAAUUGCUCAUGAAAUCGGUCACAAUUUUGGCAUGAACCACGAUGGAAUUGGAAACUCCUGUGGGACUAAAGGUCACGAAGCAGCAAAACUGAUGGCGGCUCAUAUUACAGCUAAUACCAAUCCCUUUUCCUGGUCAGCCUGCAGCAAAGACUAUAUUACCAGUUUCCUUGAUUCAGGUCGUGGGACAUGCUUAGACAAUGAACCACCAAAGCGGGACUUCUUCUACCCUACUAUAGCUCCAGGGCAAGUCUAUGAUGCUGAUGAACAGUGUAGGUUCCAGUAUGGGGCAACUUCUCGACAAUGUAAAUAUGGGGAAGUGUGUAGAGAGCUCUGGUGUCUCAGCAAAAGUAACCGCUGUGUCACCAACAGCAUCCCAGCUGCAGAGGGAACUUUGUGCCAGACUGGAAGCAUAGAAAAAGGGUGGUGCUAUCAGGGAGAAUGUGUUCCUUUUGGCACAUGGCCUCAGAGUGUGGAUGGUGGCUGGGGACCAUGGUCACUAUGGGGCGAGUGCAGCCGGACAUGUGGGGGUGGAGUGUCAUCCUCAAUUAGACACUGUGACAGUCCAGCGCCUUCUGGUGGAGGAAAGUACUGUCUUGGGGAGAGAAAACGUUACCGCUCCUGUAAUACUGAUUCUUGUCCAACAGGAGCUCGUGAUUUUCGGGAAAAGCAGUGUGCAGAUUUUGACAACAUGCCUUUUCGUGGGAAGUAUUACAACUGGAAACCAUACACUGGAGGUGGAGUUAAACCCUGUGCUUUAAACUGCCUAGCUGAAGGCUACAACUUCUACACAGAACGAGCUCCAGCUGUUAUUGAUGGAACACGAUGCCAUGCUGACUCUCUAGAUAUCUGCAUAAAUGGAGAAUGCAAGCAUGUAGGCUGUGAUAACAUCUUGGGCUCUGAUGCAAAAGAAGAUCGUUGCCGUGUAUGUGGCGGUGAUGGCAGCACGUGUGAAGCAAUUGAAGGCCUCUUUAAUGACUCUCUGCCGAGGGGAGGUUAUAUGGAGGUGGUUCAGAUUCCAAAAGGGUCCGUACAUAUUGAAAUUAGAGAAGUGGCCAUGUCAAAAAAUUACAUUGCCUUAAAAUCUGAAGAAGAUGACUACUAUAUCAAUGGUGCCUGGACCAUCGAUUGGCCAAGAAAAUUUGAUGUAGCUGGAACAGCUUUCCACUAUAAGAGACCAACAGAUGAACCAGAAUCUUUGGAAGCGUUGGGUGCUACAACAGAAACUCUUGUCGUUAUGGUCCUACUUCAAGAACAGAAUCUGGGAAUUAAGUACAAAUUUAAUGUUCCAAUCAUUCGUACUGGUAGUGGAGACAAUGAAGUUGGAUUUGUUUGGCAUCACAUGCCCUGGUCAGAAUGUUCUGCAACAUGUGCUGGAGGUUCCCAAAAACAAGAGCUGGUGUGUAAAAGAUUGGACGACAACUCAGUUGUGCAGAAUAGCUAUUGUGACCCAGACAGUAAACCCCCAGAAAACCAACGGACCUGCAAUACUGAGCCCUGUCCGCCAGAGUGGUUUAUCGGUGACUGGACAGAAUGCAGCAAAACAUGUGAUGGGGGAAUGCGCUCUAGAACCGUACUUUGUAUCCGAAGAAUUGGGCCAGCAGAAGAGGAAACUUUAGAAGACAGUCACUGCCUGACACAUCGACCAAUAGAAAAAGAGGCCUGCAACAAUCAGUCUUGUCCACCUCAGUGGGUAGCCUUGGAUUGGUCAGAGUGUACACCAAAAUGUGGUCAAGGUUUUAAGCAUCGCAUUGUCCUGUGCAAAAGUAGUGACCUCAGCAAGAACUUUCCACUUAACCAGUGUCCAGAGGGUAGUAAACCACCUGUGAGGAUUCGUUGUACACUUGGCCGUUGUCCACCUCCUCGUUGGGUUACUGGAGAAUGGGGUUUGUGCUCAGCACAGUGUGGAUUGGGUCAACAGAUGCGCACAGUACAGUGCCUCUCCUACACUGGACAAACCUCAAAUGAAUGUGCUGAAAAUCUUCGCCCAUUGACAAUGCAGCAGUGUGAGAGCAAAUGCGAUGCCACUCCUAUCUCCAACACAGAAGAAUGCAAAGAUGUGAAUAAAGUGGCUUACUGCCCACUGGUGCUGAAGUUUAAAUUUUGCAGCCGAACCUACUUUAGGCAGAUGUGUUGUAAAACCUGUCAAGGCCACUGAACCACAGACAUAAGGAGAGACAGAGAAACUGUAUGCAACAUCCUCAUCAUUUUCAUUACUAUUAUUAAAACCAGAGAAAAUGACAGUAAACUCUGAAUAUGCUUUUUAUCCUGUGGAAGUUUCAACCACUGGUCAGCACCUGCUGAUGAGAUUUCAACUUUAUUUUACUUCUGUGAAGUGGGAUUUUAGAUUUUUCUGUUUUUUUAAUCCAAAGUGCUGGACACAUCACAUUGAGAAGGUAUGCAAAAGAAAAUGAACAUCUAUAUCACAAUACAAGCAAACCAAUAAAUGUACAGUAUUUCUUUUUUUAAAUUGUUACCAACAGCAUGGUGAUAUGUAGCGCAUGGAACAGGUUUGAUUGUAGAUUUCACUGAUGCAUUCAUUUCCACUGUUUGUAUGUAUAUGCAUGCAUACAUGUGUAUGUAAAGUAACUCUGCCUGUGGGCUAUGAUAUAUAUAUAUAUAUAUAUAUAUAUAUAUAUAUAUAUAUAUAUAUAUAUAUAUAUAUAUAUAUAU